AUUGUCAAAAAACUGUCAAAUAAAUAACCCACGUUGGUUUGUUAUUUUUGUUCUGAGAAAGUAUUUAUUAACUGAAUAUUACUGUUUAAAAGUUAUUACUACAAACUUCAAAAAUGGCUAAAAAAGGCAAAAUAAAGAUUAGUAAGGUGAAAAGGAACAAUCAAACUACGAAUAAAAUGCGGAAGAAGGGUCAGCUGAAGCUGCAGAGACACAGAACGCACGUACAGAAGCAGAAGCAACCAGCUCAGCAGCCGACGGUAGAAUACAGCAGCGAAAGUGAAGCGGAAUCGGAAGAUCAGUUCGGAGAUAUGUUAGACGACGAGGAGCAGCAGUAUCUCAUGAGCAGACUGUCAAAACAGCCUACUUUACUAGCAAACAUACCUGAAAAUGAAAAGCCAGGCAAAAGAUCAAGAAAGCGCAAGAGAGAAAAGAAGGAGAAAUUCCCAAAGCCAACUGUAGGUGGAAGUGACAGUGGCGCUGAGAGUGCUGAACUGUCUGACUCUGACAGCGAUGUGGAGGGCAGGUAUGAAAAGGAGCAAGCUGAGAGGCCAGCUAAGAAGAUGAGGCUGCUGUUACCUAUUAAGACUAAAGAGGGGUUAAUGGAGCGAGCUGAGGAGUAUGAAGAUUCAGAAUCAGAACAAGAACAGGAAGAAGAUAAAUCUGCUAAAAGUAAACAAACACAGAAGCAAUCAGAGGAUGAGGGCUCAGAAUCUGACUCCGGCAUGGAGGGCACAGACGAUGUGGAGAUGCCUGCUGAUGAGGAGAAGGUGGUAACAGCUGUAGAGCUAUUGGCAGCUCGGAGAAACAAGCUGCAGCAUGAUAAAUUGAGGAUUGGAGCUCUGUGCUCUUCACUGCUAGAAAAUCCUGAGAAGAAGCUCAAAAAUUUGUAUCCAAUCCUCUACCUAAUGGAAGAUCGCCUGAAGGAUGGGUCAUUGAACCUGGUUUCUGUGCGCAAACUCGCUACCGUAUCUGCAUUCGAAGUGUUUAAGGAUAUUCUACCUGAGUACAUGAUAAGGCAUCAGGAUUACUCUAAUAUCAAAUUAAAGAAAGACACACUGGCGCUGUAUAAAUACGAGAAGGAGCUCCUAGAGUUCUACAAACGAUACCUGCAAAGGUUGGAGAAAGCUGCGGGGGUGCUGCGUCGAAAGAAGGGAGAUACAAGAAAAGUGGACGAGCACACAAUGAACCUAGCCCUGGUCUCCUUGCGCUGUAUGUGUGGCCUGUUGGUGGCGCGGCCUCACUUCAACUACGCGACCAACAUUGCGCAGAGCGUCAUUCCCCACCUCGACUGCAAGGAUGACAGGGCAAGGAGCACUGUCACCGAAUGCUGUACCAACGUUUUUGCUGAGGAUAACAAAGGAGACAUUACUCUUAUUAUAGUACGUCUAAUAAACCAGUUAGUUAAACGUCGCAAUGAACGCUUGGAUCCCUCGGCCCUGGACUGUCUGCUCACCCUCAAAAUACGAGACAUCGAUAUGGACGCGGAAGCAGAGAUCAAGAAUAAGAAGAAACAAGAAGAGAAACACAAGAAGCGAAUUGUUAACUUGUCUAAGAAGGAAAAAAAGCGAGCGAAGAAGUUGAAAGAAGUGGAGCGCGAGUUACUAGAGACGCAGGCGCAGGAGAGUGAGAUGGCGCGCCGGAAACAGAUGACUGAGGUCACUAAAACUGUCUUCCAUAUCUACUUCCGGUUGCUGAAGACCGCGCCGCGGUCUAAACUGUUAGCUGCUGCGCUUAAUGGACUCGCCAAGUUCACCCACGUAAUAAACUUGGAAUACUACUCGGACCUGGUGGCGAUCCUGGCGCGCCUGAUAUCGGACGAGCUGAUCGGUGCGCGCGAGCGACUUCUGUGCGUGCGCACCGUGCUCGCCGUGCUCGCCGGCGCCGGGGACGCGCUCAACGUCGACCCCGCCAAGUUCCACGCCUACCUAUACGUCUGCAUGCUCAAUUCUCAUGCUGGAAGAUCACAACCAGACUCCAAGAUUAUCCUAGAGUCAGUAUCUCAAAUCUGCGCGCGCGCACGUCGCGUGUCCGCCGCAGUGUUGCAAGCCUUCGCCAAGCGAGUGGCGACACUGGCAACACAGUUACAGCAUCACGGGGCACUCGCCUGUAUCGCACUGUUACAUCAUCUGGCUCAGCAAAGUAAAGCAGUAUCAACCCUCUUGGAAGCGGACAGCGAGGCGGGUGGGUCGGGUCGGUUCGACCCCACGCUGCCUUCCCCGGAGCACUGCAACGCGCACGCGGCCGGCCUGCACGAACUGUGCGUGCUAGCGCGCCACUACCAUCCUACUGUUAGGAGCGCGGCGACACUGCUCUUGAAGGGAUCCUUGCCACCUGAACUUAAUAAAAUGACACCCUCACAAAUAUUCAAAGCAUAUGAUGGCUCAGAGAUGGCGUUCAAGCCAGCAAUACCUCCUCCUAAGAAAGUUGAAAAUCAGAACAAGAAGGUAUCAAACACACAUGCGUGGGCGCAGCAAUCAUUCAAACAAUUAUGUGAAACAGUAGAAAAUAAUGUUCCAAUGGUCAUCUCUAAUGAAAGGUGAAAUAAAAAACUUG
Molecule: messenger RNA, 2553 nt
Organism: Spodoptera exigua (beet armyworm)
Lineage: Eukaryota; Metazoa; Arthropoda; Insecta; Lepidoptera; Noctuidae
Source: the annotation of a GenBank genome assembly